This is a messenger RNA of Cheilinus undulatus (humphead wrasse), 1940 nucleotides long. RefSeq names its product coiled-coil domain-containing protein 134-like. Lineage: Eukaryota; Metazoa; Chordata; Actinopteri; Labriformes; Labridae. The transcript has 7 exons. The record is from RefSeq and is a predicted model, not a curated record. Bases 354 to 1043 code for a protein of 229 amino acids.
GUCUCCCUGUAAGUCCUCCGUGUAGAAACUACAUCCUCCUCCGUGCUGCUCGGCCGCUGGCUGUCAUUCGUCCGAGCGGAGCCUGCCGGUGCGAUCGUGGCGCCGGAGGAGUGGAGCAGAGAGAGCCGCAUGUAAAUGAACACCUCCACCUCCUCCUCCUGCGUGUGUUUGUCACCUGCGGAUCUCGCCUCCUGCCCCCCUCUUCUUAGAGCUGACCUUUACCGUCUGCCGUGGACACAAAUCGGCUAAAGUGCACUUCUUCGGAGCGGACAUCUCCGGAUAAUCGCUGCCGUGUGGAGCCGCCGUCCUUCGCUUCAACACGGUGUGUGCCUCUCUGCCGACCCCUGCUGACCAUGCAGAGCGUCUGUGCGGUGGUGCUGGCCCUCGCUGCUGCUGCCCUCAGCUCUGCAGACUCGGAGACGCACAGACCAAGACAUGACUCCAACCUGGAGAUCUACAAACGUCUGUUUGAGACGAAGAGGAAAGAUCAGCUGAAUGCACUGAAGAAUCUGGUGGAGCUGAACGACAUCAACCAGCAGUACAAAAUCAUCGACAUCAUGCUCAAAGGGCUCUUUAAGGUGUUGGAGGAUUCAAGGCAAGUCCUGAUUGCAGCCAACAUGCAGCCUGAUGAUCCUUUCCCCAUGGACGAUAAAAUCAAAGAAGCUUAUUCCCAUGUGGUGGAGAACACGGCGUUUUUUGGCGAUGUAGCAUUGCGUUUCCCCCGUAUCGUCCACCAUUACUACGACCGGAAUGCAGACUGGGGCGGUCUGCUGCGCUGGGGCCUCAACUUCUGUAACCAGACAGGAGUUUUCACAGGAGGAGCCCACCAACACGUUCUCACACUAAUGUCACAGGAGCUGGGGAUAACAGAGAAAACCCCAGACUUCACAAAUCCCUACCGCACAGAGAGAGACGAUGUGCUUCACACUGCCGAAGCUUUCCAGAAAAUCCUGAGGGAGGAGGAGAAGAGGAGGAGGAAAGAAGAGAAGAGGAAAGAAAUCAGGAAAGGGCCUCGGAUCUCCCGCUCUCGCACCGAGCUAUAGCGCCGCACCUCACCUCACCUCAGCGCUCGCCAAGAGGAGAUGACGAAGACGGAGCAAAACGCACAGUCCACAAGAGGUGGCUUGACUUGUCGACUCAGGUGACAGUGAAGGAAAAAAAGAAAGCUGUCAUCACAUUUUAAAGCCAGGUGCUCUUUUAAAAACAAGAUGAGAAGCCUCAAAAUGACAAAAAGAUAACGAGGAGGUCAGUCCGUUUCUGACCAAGGUCUGAAUCGCUGUCGUCUGCAGUGAUUUAUAAUUAGAGAAUUUAUGAUAGAAGAGGUACAAGCCGUCUCCAGAAAAAGGAGCUGAUAAGGGAAAUGAUUUUUGAUACCUUGAAGUUAUUUAAAUGUACUUUGGAAUAUAAUUAAUUUAGUGGAAUAAAUUUGCGUCAAACCCCCACUGUAUUGUGUCCGUUCUAGACUAAACGUGUCUCAAACCCACAUGCUUCAAACGUGUUUGCCAAAUAUAAAUCUCACCUCACCUCAUGAAAUCCAGACAGCUCCAGGUUUGGUGAAGCUUGAACUGAUUAAGGUGGAAUAGUUUCAUUUUUUCUCUUAAACUGAAAUUUAUUAGAGCGAUUUAUAUGGGAUGUUUGCAAAGGGCAGAUUUAAGUUCUUAUUGCUGCUUUAAGGACGGAAGUUUGGUUUUACCUGAAGGACGGUUUAUUGGUUUAUAUUCAUAUUUUCAUGUUUUUUUUCAUGAUUUCUGUUUUAUCAGAGGAAUUUUGUUUCUUUUUCAUGUUUACAGUAUCUUUAAAUCAUUACUCCUUCUUUUCAGUCUUGCUUUUCCUUCAAUGAGCUUUAGUCAAGAAAUGUUUUUGUCACGAUAAAUUCUAUGAUGCUAGUAAAAAUCAAACUAUAUUGAUACCACAGCAACCAAAUAAAGGUCAUAAAGGCA